AUGCGCUCCUCCUACACCCUCGCAAUGGCCUUUGCCGCUGUUGCCGUAGCUGCUCCCGCCAGCCUUGCUGUCCGCGGCGAUGAAGGCUGUAUCCCGGUCUCUUACACCAUCUCUGACUACAAGCUCGUCACCUCUGCUACCUCCGGUAGCGUUGACUUCAACUUCAAGUCUUCCUUCUCCGGAGGCGGCAACGACGACCCCGUCCAGAACGGCGUUCACUGCGGCGGUUCCGGUGCAUCUGUCCCCAACAACAACGAGUGCCAGGUCGCUGAUCGCCGUCUUCUCUUCGAUCUCCGUGGACCUCAAGAUCAGGCCUACUACCAGAUCAGCCACUCCUGGACCUGCUCAGGCAACCAGUGGAUCUCAGGUACCGCAGUCAAGAUCGACCCGCUUAACUGCCACACUGAAGGCGACAAGCGCGUCUGCACUGGUGGACCCCAGACCUUCGUACCCCAGAACGUGCGCAAGAUCUGCAACUCGCCUCAGUGCUAG
Alternaria incomplexa is the source of this 492-nucleotide messenger RNA. RefSeq lists its product as uncharacterized. The record is from RefSeq and is a predicted model, not a curated record. The coding region runs from base 1 to 492 and encodes 163 amino acids. Lineage: Eukaryota; Fungi; Ascomycota; Dothideomycetes; Pleosporales; Pleosporaceae. The transcript has 2 exons.